Molecule: messenger RNA, 285 nt
Organism: Salmo salar (Atlantic salmon)
Lineage: Eukaryota; Metazoa; Chordata; Actinopteri; Salmoniformes; Salmonidae
Source: RefSeq, a predicted model, not a curated record
CAGGCCAUGGGAAGACAUUACCUGUUGAUAACACAGACUAUUCUCAUGAUCAUGGGAGGUGUGAGAGAAUUGCUGCUCUUUGUGAUGACUGUGGGGGUUGUCAAAGUUUCUUGUUACCCUGUUGGAAAGUCCCAGAAGCAAGAUCAAGUCUCUCUGCAGAGGAGACUUGGAGAGCUGUCAUCAAAUGACGUCUCCAUUGAGCAUGCCCUGGCCUUGCUCCGAUCCAUAGGGUCUGACGCUAAACAAGACAGAGAAGGUACGGCCUGAAACAUAUACUUUGAAAAC